GGAGUCGUCAUCAACAACGACAGCCCCAGACAACACUCAUCUGCUGGUAGCUAGCUAGUACCGCAGCUGACGUACGUUUCCGGCAAAAUCCAAGAAAAUAAAGCACCUUGGUGAGCUAGCGAGCGAGCUAGUAGUUUGACGACGACAAUGGCGUCCGGUCAGGAGAGCAGGAAGGAGCUGGACCGCAAGGCACGCGAGGGCGAGACCGUCGUCCCCGGCGGAACCGGCGGCAAGAGCGUCGAGGCCCAGGAGCACCUCGCCGAAGGGCGCAGCCGCGGGGGGCAGACUCGCAGGGAGCAGCUGGGGCAUGAGGGGUACAGCGAGAUGGGGAAGAAGGGCGGUCUGAGCAGCACGGAGGAGUCCGGCGGCGAGCGCGCCGCCAGGGAGGGUGUCGACAUCGACGAGUCCAAGUUUAGGACCAACAAGCAGUCCUAGACGCGUGCGUCCCUAUACGCACUACGUACGCAGCGCUCGUAUCUGUCUGUCAGUGUACCUUGUGGCUGUCGUAGCUAGUACUGUCUAUUUGGAGAAGUAGCAGAAUAAUAAUAAUGUAGGGUGCCUCAGCAUGCGUGUAGGCGAUCAUGCAUACGUACAUGUACGUGUGUAUGAUCAUGUGCGUGCUUCGAGAAGGGUUCAGUUAGUUCCUAAUCAUGUCAGUCGUCAAAGUUCAGUUAGCUCCUAUAAUCAUGUCAGUCGUACGUCAGGGGAAGGUUCGCUUCAUCAGGCUUUGUAGUUUGCUAGCCUGUUUGUUUCUAUGCAUGCGCGCGUGUCCGCCUCUCGACAAGUGGCCGGUUGAGCAUGCAUGCAUAGUCCUCUGUUAAGGACGCUUUGUAUCCAUGUUUCCAUGGCUCCUAAAUAAUCAGUAAUGUAAAGCUAGUUUGGCGGUUCCUCGUCAUA
Messenger RNA from Sorghum bicolor (sorghum), 897 nucleotides. RefSeq names its product late embryogenesis abundant protein EMB564. Gene Ontology annotation, cellular component: cytosol. The record is from RefSeq and is a predicted model, not a curated record. The transcript is spliced from 2 exons. Gene Ontology annotation, biological process: response to abscisic acid. Bases 148 to 435 code for a protein of 95 amino acids. Lineage: Eukaryota; Viridiplantae; Streptophyta; Magnoliopsida; Poales; Poaceae.